AUGACUGAAGCUGGAAUCCAGACCAUGAUCUUCCUGCUGAUGGGCUGCACCAGGACUGAUGUUCUCUCUCUGGUCCCGACUGUUUUGAAGAUGAAUGCCUCUCUGGCGGAUCCCAGUCGCGACUCUCUGGCGCUGGCCGUGACCAAGAACGUGAUAGUGGUGGUCCUGGGCUUCACCGUCGGCUAUGUCAACGCCACCUUCGUUUACACCUUCUGCAAACACCAGGUCUUCUACACCAGCCCUCGCUACAUCCUCUUCAUCCACCUGGUUGUGAAUGACAUGCUGCAGGUGUACCUGUCCAUUGCCCUGUUCCUCAUCAGCUACACGCUCUACAAGAUCAACGUCUCCUUUUGCUGCACGCUGGUGCUGCUCGCUCUCUUCACCACAGAGAACACGCCGCUCAACCUGGCCUGCAUGGCGGUGGAGUGCUACAUCGCCAUCUGCCUGCCGCUGCACCACGUUCGGAUCUGCACGGUGAGGAGGACGUUGGUGCUGAUCAGCCUGAUCUGGGCCACCAGCCUGCUGUCUAUACUUCCUGAUCUCUUCCUCACGUUAGCGACUCAGCCCACGGCCUUCUUCUCCACAUCCAUCUUCUGUCUCAGAACCACCGUCUUCCCGCACCCACUCAUCAUCCUGAAGAGGGACGUCACCUAUUCUGUGCUGCUGGUCAUCGUGUGGGUCACGCUCUUCUAUUCGUACUUCAUGAUUCUCUUCACAGCCAAGUCAGCCAGCAGAGACACCAGGAAAGCCCGGAACACCAUCUUCCUGCACGGCUUCCAGCUGCUGCUCUGCAUGACCACCUAUGCCGCGCCCCAGCUGUCCAAGCUCCUGCGCUUCUGGUUUCCCCGACACUCCAGUCACAUCUUGUUUUGCGCCUACAUUGUCGUGUACAUCCUACCUCGUUCCAUCAGCCCGAUCGUCUACGGGCUCCGGGACAAAACCUUCAGGAGGCACCUGCUGGGCCACCUGCUGUGUAGGAUCAAGUAA
Messenger RNA from Synchiropus splendidus (mandarinfish), 987 nucleotides. Its product is annotated as odorant receptor 131-2-like. The coding region runs from base 1 to 987 and encodes 328 amino acids. Gene Ontology annotation, biological process: G protein-coupled receptor signaling pathway. NCBI's taxonomy places the organism in Eukaryota, Metazoa, Chordata, Actinopteri, Syngnathiformes, Callionymidae. Gene Ontology annotation, molecular function: G protein-coupled receptor activity. The record is from RefSeq and is a predicted model, not a curated record. Gene Ontology annotation, cellular component: membrane. The transcript is spliced from 3 exons.